Molecule: messenger RNA, 2222 nt
Organism: Nelumbo nucifera (sacred lotus)
Lineage: Eukaryota; Viridiplantae; Streptophyta; Magnoliopsida; Proteales; Nelumbonaceae
Product: NAC domain-containing protein 17-like
Biological process (GO): regulation of DNA-templated transcription
Molecular function (GO): DNA binding
Source: RefSeq, a predicted model, not a curated record
AAAUCAUCGCAGGAAGCUUCCUCCAACCAAUACCUGCAGCCACCGCCAAUCUUCAUCAUCUCUUACCUCCGAAUAGUUUGACCAACCACUCUCUCUAUCCCUCAAAGUCUUUGGGGCUGCGUUUAUUUAUGUCUCUCUAUCACUUCCGUUGGAUUCGAUUAGGUUAGGCAACUAGAGUUUUUUCGCUGGAGAGUCUCGAUUUUGAUCGCAAAGAAGAGAUCCUAAGACUCUUCAGGUUUUGAUUUUGAUCCUGGAUAGGAGAGAAGUAGAACAGAAAGAGGGCUUUCUUACAGUUUUGACUUAAUUUUUUUGGGGUUCUUUUCUGAUUUUUUUGCUUCUUUUUCUGUUGAUUCAUUCUUUUAUCGGCAACAGAGCAAAAUAUUCUUCUAAAAAACAAUGAAGACUACACAGCUAUCUUCUGAUGACUUUGGAGAUGCAAAGGCUUGGCCUCCUGGGUUCCGAUUCCACCCCACCGAUGAGGAACUGAUCCUUUAUUAUCUAAAGAGGAAAAUGUGCCGACGCCGAAUCCAGCUCAAUGUAAUCGCAGAAAUCGACGUCUACAAGUGGGAUCCUCAAGAAUUACCAGGGCAAUCGUUGUUGAAGAAUGGGGAUAGGCAGUGGUUUUUCUUCAGUCCUAGGGACAGAAGGUACCCAAAUGGAGGUAGAUUGAAUAGGGCUACCAGACUUGGCUACUGGAAGGCGACAGGGAAGGAUCGCAAUAUUACUUGUAAUUCUCGCACAGUCGGAGUGAAGAAAACUCUGGUUUUCUACAAGGGUCGCGCUCCCAGCGGUGAACGCACCGACUGGGUGAUGCACGAGUAUACCAUGGACGAGGAGGAACUCAAGAGAUGUUCUGUUGUGCAGGAUUGUUAUGCACUGUAUAAAGUUUACAAGAAGAGUGGACCAGGCCCGAAGAAUGGCGAACAGUACGGGGCGCCUUUCAGAGAAGAGGAGUGGGCUGAUGAUGAUAAUCCUGCUGAUACAACUACAGUACAGCAACCAAAUGGGUUCUCUUCUGUUGAGAGCUUCACAGUUUACGAUCAAGGCCCACCACCAAAAAUUGAUACGGAAGAGAUUUGGGGGCGAAUUGCAGAUGAACCCCAAAUUAAUCAACCUCACAUCGAUGACUUUGCCGAUCUACUACAACAGGUUGAUGGCGAGGAAGGAGCCCAAAGUACUAUGAUUCGGCCUUCAUUUGGAGAAGCUACAUCUGCAGAACCAAGUACAGUGGCACUCUCAUGCGAGCAGCAAUAUAAUGCACAGGCUAGCUUGAAUGUCACUCAGUCAGCUACCUCCUAUCUGUAUUCCUCUGAGGCCCCUGAAGUUACAUCUGCUCCCAAUAUUUCUGGGCAGUAUCCUCUCGGAUUUGCAGAGGAGGAUUUCUUAGAAAUUAAUGAUCUCAUGGAUCAGGAAGCUGCCUACCCAAUUAUGGGGAGUUCCACUUCCAGGGACAACUUGGGCUUUGAAGAAACAACUAGGUUGGAUGGAAUGGAUGCUUUCUUUGAUGCAGAAUUGUUUUUUAAUGAUCUUGUACAGGAAACAGCAUUGCACCCCAAUCUUGAUAAUCUUGGGGAUGGCAUGGCAAACCAGUUAGAUUACCAGUUAUCAUCCCAUUUGGAUGAUGCACAUCAAAUUAGCAGUCAGCUGUGGACACAUGACCAAAGGUCUAGUGUCUUUCAAUCAACAGAAUCCAACCAGGUUGUUGUGGCUCCAUCCACCUCAGGUGUGAUACAUGCUGCUAAUUCAGCAAAUCCUAGUGAGACAAGACAGAAUCAAGGCAGCAACGGGAGAGCUUCACCAGAUUCUUGGUUUGCUUCUGCACUCUGGUCCUUUGUGGAAUCAAUUCCUACUAAUCCUGCAUCAGCCUCAGAGAGUGCUUUAAUAAAUCGGGCAUUUGAGCGAAUGUCGAGUUUCGGUAGAGUGCAAAUAAGUGCCAGAAACGGCAAUGUUGCAAGAGGUCGUGCUGCUCAGACUAGGGGUGGAAACAGGGGAUUCCUCUUCCUUGCUUUUCUUGGAGUGCUAUGUGCUGUGUUAUGGGCGAUGAUGAUAGGAACAACUUUUAAAGUUUUCAAGACUUUCUUGUGGAGAUAUAUAUCCUCGUAAAUAUGUAAAGGACAAAGUUUUUCUGGUUUGAUUACCGGGAAAACCAUUGUGGAGAACUGUUAGAUAUGAACAUAAAUAAAGCUCACUGGUGUUUUCUACAAAAAUUAACAAACUAUUAA